This is a messenger RNA of Arthroderma uncinatum, 5007 nucleotides long. RefSeq lists its product as uncharacterized. Gene Ontology annotation, molecular function: histone binding; ATP binding; chromatin binding. Gene Ontology annotation, biological process: positive regulation of transcription by RNA polymerase II. Gene Ontology annotation, cellular component: nucleus. Bases 1 to 5007 code for a protein of 1668 amino acids. The transcript is spliced from 3 exons. The record is from RefSeq and is a predicted model, not a curated record. Lineage: Eukaryota; Fungi; Ascomycota; Eurotiomycetes; Onygenales; Arthrodermataceae.
AUGCCGCGGAACUUUGAGAUUAGCCUGGAAGAGAUCGUCAACAGGUCUGAUCCCGAAGACGACGACUACGACGACGCAGAACCACGGGACGAGAUCGACGAUGACCCGACCAUCGAACGGAAUGCGCGUGGGUCGGCCAGGAGAAAGGCAGCAGUCAAACAGGUCUCUUAUGCCGAGUCGUCGGGCGAGGAAGACGAUAUUGAGGAGGAGCUAGAAGAUAAUGAGGAGGAGGAGCCGCCACGGAAAGGGAAAAAACAGAAGUUGAUUGUCAAAUUCCCGCUCCCACAGCCGGCAAUCACCUCAUCUGGUCGCGCAACACGUUCCCGAGCUCGCAGCGCGAGUAUCCAACAACAGGACGCGGUGAAUACUCGACACUCAACCAGGCGCAGUGCGCGUCUCACUCACGAUGACAAGGAGGACAUAAUUGCACUCUCUGCCUCCGGUCGACACGUUGAAACCAUCCGCCAGGGCACCCGCAGUCCAGAUCCCAUCGUGCCGCCUCCACCACGCCCGACAAAUAAACUCUCCCACGUCGAGGAAGAGGCAGAAGUGGAUGAAUCGACGGUCCUCAAGGACGAGGAGGAUGACUAUGCACAUGUGGAACAUAUUGGAGCUUCCCAGGUUGAAAUCAUGGAGAGUGAUCCACAGGGAGGCUUCGACGACGAUGCACCAGCCGUUGCAGCUUCGGAUAAUGCUCACCCGCCGCCAGAAGAGGAGGCAGACGCACGCGAACCAGACGUCGAGAUGGGCGAGGAAGGCUUUGUUCCAGAAUCUCAACAUGACCGUGUCGAGCAGGAAGAGGACGAUGAAGACGAUGAAGGCCCGGUGUCACGAACGAGGUCUCGACGAAGUAGGGUCGAUGAACCAGCUGCCGAAGAGGCACAGGCUGAAAAGGAAGGGAGCCAGCCAACUCGUCGAUCCAGUCGACGAACAGCAGGUAAACGAUCCCGACAGCCUGGAGAUGAUGGCAGUGAUUUCGAACCAAAUGAGGAAAGUCACGAAGAGGAGGAACUCUCCGACUCGGCCCCAUCACAGGCCUCUCCUCAAAAGGAUGACGGAAGUGGUAACGAGCCGAAUUCUCGUCUUCGCAAACGACAGCGAUACACUCACUCCCGUGGCGAGUCUGAAGCUAGGGAAAUCGCAGAAGAGCUGGCGGAUUUGCGAACAACACGGCCUCGACGAAAGAAGCCAGACAUCAUAUACGAAGACAAGCCUCGACGAACUAGAAAGGCCGUCGACUACCGGCUCCUUCGCCCAGAACUCGUUCUCCCACUGGAAGAAAGCGAAGUCGAACCUGCUGGAUCCCCGUCUCGCCGUGGCGGACGUGGAGGUGGAAGCACAUGGCAACGAACCCUCUUCUCGACAUACGGGCCCUUUGGCGGUGCUGGUCCAAUGCCCCUACUCGGUGGUCCUGCAGGCAUGGGCGCCAGCGGAGGCGUAGAGAGUGACAGCUCCGACGACGAGUUUGCUUCCCGCCCCAAAGCUCCCGGUGGCCCUGGAGCAAUGACUACAACUUCCCUCGCACCUAGCUUAGGCCUAGGCAUGCCCGGUCAAGCACACGCUGACCCUGCCCAGGGUGCUCCCGGAGUGCCCGCUAAUUUCGGGAAGAUCAAAGAUAAACAGGCCCUCGCCGACGCUGAUCCGCUGGGUGUCAACCCAAACGUCAAUUUUGAUAGCGUUGGUGGCUUGCAGGGCCAUAUCGACCAGUUGAAGGAAAUGGUUUCAUUGCCGUUGCUUUAUCCGGAGGUCUUCCAGAGCUUGAACAUUAUUCCGCCUCGAGGUGUUUUGUUCCAUGGUCCGCCAGGAACGGGUAAGACGCUUUUGGCGCGCGCUUUGGCUACGAGUGUUAGCAUCGAGGGGAGAAAGGUGACCUUCUACAUGAGGAAGGGAGCAGAUGCGCUGAGUAAAUGGGUUGGUGAAGCAGAGAAACAGCUGAGGCUGCUAUUCGAAGAGGCUCGGAGGACACAACCGAGUAUUAUCUUCUUCGAUGAAAUUGAUGGUCUCGCUCCCGUCCGAUCCAGUAAACAAGAACAAAUCCAUUCCUCCAUCGUUUCCACGCUUCUCGCUUUGAUGGAUGGUAUGGAUGGAAGAGGCCAAGUUAUCGUCAUUGGUGCCACUAAUCGACCAGACUCCGUUGACCCUGCUCUCCGCCGCCCCGGCAGAUUUGACAGAGAAUUCUACUUCCCACUUCCAAACGCCGAAGCCCGUCGAGCUAUCAUCGACAUAAACACAAAGGGCUGGGAACCUGCUCUUUCACCUGAAUUCAAAGACAAGUUAGCCGCUUCGACAAAGGGCUAUGGUGGUGCCGAUUUACGAGCUCUAUGUACCGAAGCGGCCCUGAACGCUGUACAAAGAAUUUAUCCCCAGAUCUACCAAUCGAAGGAUAAACUCUUGAUCGAUCCGAAGAAGAUCAAGGUUUCGUUCAAGGAUUUCAUGAUCUCAUUGAAUAAAAUCAUUCCCUCUUCCGAGAGAUCUGCUUCGUCUGGCGCGUCUCCCCUUCAUAGCACUGUCGAGCCGCUCCUACGAGAGCCCCUACGCGAGAUUCAAGAACGUAUAUCGAAACUCGUACCCAGGAGGAAAGCACUUACAGCUUUAGAAGAAGCGCACUUCGAGCAACCUCAUGAUGAUAUCGGCUUCAAACGCGAAAAGUUGCAGGAAGAGUUCGACAGAUCUCGUGUCUUUAGACCUAGGCUUCUCAUCCGUGGAGAGUUUGGCAUGGGACAGCAGUAUAUUACAUCUGCCUUGCUCAAUCACUUUGAGGGUGUGCAUGUGCAGUCAUUCGACCUACCAACUCUCCUGAGCGAUUCGACCAGGUCACCUGAAGCAGUUGUGGUACAGCUCUUCGCGGAAGUCAAGCGGAAUAAGCCCAGCGUUAUUUGUAUCCCGAAUAUCCGAUCAUGGUACGAAACUCUCGGAAAUGCCGUGAUAUCAACAUUCCUAGGCCUAUUACGCUCUAUUCCACCCACUGAUCCCAUCCUGCUCCUCGGUAUCCUCGAAGGCGAGGCAGAGUAUGAGGCGAAUUCCGACAUCGUUCGCAGCCUAUUUGGCUUCUCCAAGAAGAACCAGUAUUUCCUCAGUUAUCCUGAACUCCCUCAGCGACGAGAGUUUUUCCAGCCUAUUAUCAACUUCAUCAACACUGCGCCAUGCGAUUUCCCUGACCCCGAUAACCGGAAGAAGCGAGUGAUUGAGCGUUUAGAACUUGCGCCACCAGCUCCCCCUAAACCGGCACCGGCGCCUACGAAGGAGGAAUUGAAAGCGCAGAAACGGAAAGACCGUCAAACGCUGAAUCUCAUGAAGAUUAGGAUACAGCCUAUCAUGGACCAGAUCAGGAAGUACAAGCGGUUCCGAACCGGCGUGGUGGAUGAGUCCCAGAUACGCUAUCUUUACGAUGACGAGAAUCCAAAUGUUGUCACGUCUGAUUUACCCGUGGAGGAAAGGAAUGCGUUCAGGCCCUACGAGAAAGAUACAGACAAAGCCGGUGUUCCAGGUCUACGGGAGACUGCAACAGGGAAAUUCUAUUACAAUCUAGAUAUCGUCACCAUUGAGAAGCGAUUGUCUAACGGAUAUUAUAAGCGUCCAAAAGAUUUCCUAGCGGAUAUCAAGCGAUUAGCAAAGGAUGCAAAGCAGCUUGGCGAACCUGACCGACAGCUAAAAGCAAACGAGCUCUUAGCGAAUGUUGAGGUUGAUAUUGGGGCAAUUGACAAUACAGAUCCAGCCCUGGUGGCUGAGUGUGAGCUUGUCUAUACCCGCGAGCUUGAACGUGAAAAGGCAGCAUUGGAUAAGGCUAAACAGCCAACGGCCAACGCUGAUGGCACUAUGGGACCUCCAGCUGGCCCGCCACCCCAUAUGAAUAUUGCACAUGGUAGUCUUGAGCUAUCUAAUAUGUCAUCGACCGGGCCAGUUGUUCUGGGCGAACUAUUCAACAGCCCCUGUCCUGCUCCUGGAAGCAGGUCUAUUGGUGUUAUCCCAUCGCUAACUAAUGGCAACAUUCCCAAACUCCACCCACAUGGAAGUAUCGAGGGCUUCCGACCUCCAACAAGCAAUGGAUCUCCUCAACUCAAGCCAGUGGAAGGUGAUGGCGAUGUCCAUAUGUCAAACUCCGAAAACACCUCCGGGACGCAUCAAAAUAAUACCCAAAAUAGCUCAUUUGGACCAUCAGCGCAACCGAGACCGCCACACUCGUAUACCGCACCUUCUCAGUUCAUGAGGCACCAAUCUGGCCUGUCUACUCUGUCGCAAAAGGGCAAUGUCACGCCUAUGGCCCCGGGAUCACAACCAGGAGAUUAUGUUAACGAUGCCUCGACAACCCAGACAACCUCUGACAAGAAACACUCUGGUCCAUCCGAUAUGAUGCAUACGAACCCUCAUAACUCAAUGGCUACCUCUGCCAGAUACGAUGCACCAGACCUUAUGCUCUACCCCGACCGUGCAUCAGGAGAUGAGCACCUUCCUGAGACCCAGCAGGGCGACAGCUCGUGGGGCUCUUCCCAACAACUUACACCUCUCCACGGCGUAGCCGAUUUCCUUCAUUCGCAAUCUACCAACCUUACCAAUGGAAGCCAAUCCCAGCCUCGCCAUUCUCAAGCAUCCCAACCUCACCCUCCAGGCCCUCCGCCUCUAUUCGAUGCAUCAUCCACCCGUUCUCCCGCGACUAUACCUCAUGGCGCGCCCAGCACUCCUCCCCCACGCAACGGCGGAUCUCACCGGAUAUCCGAUCUUAUCCAUACCGAACCAAAACAGCCUGAACCCCCGCGCCCGGACUUGAUCGUGGACGAGGACUUUAACAACGACCUUCUUGAAGAGUUCAGCACCAAGACCGGAGGCUGCUCGAUUGAACAACUAGAACAGAUCAAUACCGAACUUAUGGAUUGUAUCUGGAGCAACCGCAAUGAGUGGAACAGGAAAGACGUCGCUGUCAUGUUAAAGUCGACCUUCCACGAGACAUUGGAAGAUAUAAAAUCAAGCCAGAAUUUUGUCGACGGGACUCAGAAAUUGGACGGUCAAUGA